Closterium sp. Yama58-4 is the source of this 261-nucleotide messenger RNA. NCBI's taxonomy places the organism in Eukaryota, Viridiplantae, Streptophyta, Zygnematophyceae, Desmidiales, Closteriaceae. The record is from the annotation of a GenBank genome assembly.
AUGAUAAACGCCGCACGAUUGAUUCCGGCGCCGUCUAGUUGCGGCAAGCUCCGUUGGCCGGAGGUGGUGGGGAUGGAGGGAACCAAGGCUCGCAAUUACAUUCUUGCCUCGGAGCCGCAGUGCCGCUGGGACGUGAAACUCAUCCCUCCCAACGGAUAUGCCACCGGCGAAUGCCGCCGAAACCAACUUCGACUUUUUCUCGAUAAUCGUGGGCUUGUUCGGACGGUGCCUGUAACGUGCAUUAAGCCCCCACAAGGAUAA